Molecule: messenger RNA, 1317 nt
Organism: Penicillium argentinense
Lineage: Eukaryota; Fungi; Ascomycota; Eurotiomycetes; Eurotiales; Aspergillaceae
Gene: hem13
Product: coproporphyrinogen oxidase
Exons: 2
Coding region: 1-1317 (438 amino acids)
Cellular component (GO): mitochondrial intermembrane space; cytoplasm
Molecular function (GO): coproporphyrinogen oxidase activity
Source: RefSeq, a predicted model, not a curated record
AUGGCCUCGCGAUCUUUCAUGCCUCUUCGGAGGUGUUUGGCCCAGCUCUCCGCGUCGAAUAUUCGUCCGGUCGGUCGUCGGGCGGGUGCUUCUCUGCGUGGCUACGCGACGGAGCAGGGCUCGCGUCAGAAGCAGCAGUUUACCGUCUGGAGGCCUUAUUUGCGACUUGCCGUCGGCAUUCCAUUCAUCGGCGCAAUCAUUUACUCCAUGGCCACCGGCGAAAUCACCGAACUCGACUCCCCUUCGAUUGUUGAGCUGGAUGAGGCCAUCAAAAAGUCCUCCGAUAUUAAUGAGUCCUCGCCCAUGCGCCUGCGAAUGGAGAAACUCAUCAAGGAGCACCAGCAGAAUAUUAUCGAGGAACUGGGCAGGAUAGAUGGGAAGGAGUUCAAGACGGAUACUUGGUCGCGCCCCAAUGGCGGCGGCGGCAUUUCCUGCGUCCUGCAAGACGGAAAUGUUUUUGAGAAGGCUGGUGUCAACGUUUCCGUGGUUUACGGCGAGCUGCCGCGUCCGGCUAUCGAGAAGAUGCGCGCUGAUCACAAGUCCUUCGUGGGCUCCGACGUGGAGUCGCUCAGUUUCUUCGCUGCGGGCCUUUCGCUGGUCCUGCACCCGCACAACCCCAUGGCCCCGACCGUGCACUUGAACUACCGGUACUUCGAAACCUCCGACCCCAAGGAUCCAAUCAACGGCGACAAGAACUGGUGGUUCGGUGGUGGUACCGAUUUAACCCCCACUUAUCUUUUCCCCGAGGAUGCUCAGCACUUCCAUAAGACUAUCAAGGAUACGUGUGAUCGACAUGACGCGACCUACUACCCCAAGUUCAAGGCUUGGUGCGAUAAAUACUUUUACCUGCCUCACCGCGGCGAAUGCCGAGGUGUCGGUGGUAUCUUCUUCGAUGAUCUCGACGCCAGUUUCCUCCAGGCUUCGAGUAGCUCCUCGUCAAAUCCACAGGAGACCCUGUUCUCUUUUGUCUCCGACGGCCUAGCCUCGUUCUUGCCAUCUUAUGUGCCUAUUAUCGAAAAGCGAAAGGAUAUGUCCUAUACCCCCGAACAGAAGCAGUGGCAGCAACUGCGCCGCGGUCGCUAUGUGGAAUUCAACCUCGUUUAUGACCGUGGUACGAGCUUUGGUCUGCGCACCCCCAAUGCUCGCAUUGAAAGUAUUCUCAUGAGCCUUCCCCGCACUGCAAGCUGGGCUUACAUGGAUCCGGUCUCGGGCACGAGAACCGAAAGCAUGCCUGUUGAUGAGGAAGAUCUGACCGAAGAUAAGAAGAGCGAAAAGGAGAUCAUGGAUGUGUUGAAGCACCCGAGACAGUGGGCCUAA